AUGCCAGGUCGUGCACUUAAACGAGUGAAAGUGAAUUAUCCAUGCAAUAUUUGUAAGCAUACUUGUGAUGAAUCUCAAUGUGAGGAACCCUCAGUUUUAUGUGACGCAUGUGACAAUUGGGUUCAUAUUUCAUGUGAACAGAUUUCUACAAAGGAUUUAUGCUACCUAGACGGUGACCAUCCAUACACGUGCAGUGUUUGCAUAAGGACAGCUGAUGGCCCAACAGAUGCGCUUAAACGACUUAAGCAGUCAGGUGCUGGUAUUUCGACAGAGAGUGGUAUACCUGACUAUAGAUCUGAGGGAGUUGGCCUGUAUGCAAGGAGUACUAACAGACCCGUGCAGUACCAGGACUUUGUGAAAGACCCAAACAUAAGGCAGAGGUACUGGGCACGGAACUAUGUUGGUUGGCCAAAGUUUGGAUUUUUCUUACCAAACAAAUCUCAUGUAGCAUUGGCGGAGUGGGAAAGAAAGGGCAAAGUUCAUUGGUUGAUCACACAGAAUGUGGAUGCUCUUCAUUAUAAAGCUGGGAGUAAAAAUGUUACAGAACUUCAUGGCAGUGCUCACAGGGUGAUGUGUUUAAUUUGUGACCAUAAAAUGACACGCCCAGAAAUGCAGGUUUUAAUAGAAUCAUACAACCCGAACUGGAGUGCUCAGUCAGAUGAGAUAGCCCCGGAUGCAGACGUACAGCUGACACAAGAUCAGAUAGAUGGUUUUAAGGUUCCACCAUGCCCAAGUUGUGGAGGUCCGUUGAAGCCAGAAAUAACAUUUUUCGGAGAUAAUGUGCUCAAGCCAAUAGUGGAGUUUGUUCAUGAUAAAGUUAAAGAAAGUGACAGUUUACUAUUUGUUGGAACCUCGUUACAGGUAUACUCAGGGUACAGAUUUGCUGCUGCAGCCAAGGACCAAGGCAAGCCAAUAGCUAUUCUUAACAUUGGACCUACCAGGGCCGACAAAUUAGCUCAUUUACAGAUACACGGAAAAUGUGGUGACAUUUUACCUAAAAUUCAAAUCUGGAGAUAAUGUUGGUAAAAUAUUAAUAGUAGUGAUAAAAUGUGAUAUUAUUUAUCUCAGUGCAGGACAAUUUGAACUUUUAAAGUUUCUCAAAAUUUGGUACAAGUCAGAGGUCAAAGUGGGUGAUACUCUUACACAGUGCUUACAGAUAAAGAAAACACAGGUUCAAAUAUCAAUUAAAAACAGUCAUUCUACAUGUAAUUUUAUAUAAAAAAAGAGCAUAUUUUUAGGGUAAGAAUUUUUAUUUUGGUUACAGUAAAGAAUCAUGACAUAAUUUGUGUGUAUCUAUUUAUCAGUGUCUUACAUAAUUUUUAUGUGAUUGAACAUUAAUUUUUUUGUAAAGAUGGUGAUGUGAAACCUUAGUCCUAAUAUAUAGAUUGUUAGCAAAUAAGCUUGGUCUAGAACUCGAGAGUCAGCUUCAGUAAUAUUGAUAAGCCAGGAACUGGAAUUGAAUGGUAGUAUCAAGUUAAAUCAAGUAUAGAUGUAUCAACAAGAGGUAGAUAAAGACAAUAUUAUCAUAGUCAUUAUAUCACAUAUUUUUAUAUUUGACCUUACUAUACAUUUGUAAAGGUGUGAAAUUAGUGUGACAGCAUCAUACAAUCAAAGCACAGAAGGCGCUGAAUUUGUUUGGGUCUCAGAAUGUCAGAAAGGUGAAGGUUGUGAGAUUAUAAACCAAUUC
Ruditapes philippinarum (Manila clam) is the source of this 1687-nucleotide messenger RNA. Its product is annotated as NAD-dependent protein lipoamidase sirtuin-4, mitochondrial-like. The record is from RefSeq and is a predicted model, not a curated record. The transcript is spliced from 6 exons. Lineage: Eukaryota; Metazoa; Mollusca; Bivalvia; Venerida; Veneridae. Gene Ontology annotation, molecular function: NAD-dependent protein lysine deacetylase activity; NAD+ binding. Bases 1 to 1017 code for a protein of 338 amino acids.